GAGAGAUAUUCGGCUUCGUUUGCAUUUUUCGAGGGCCUUUGGGAGGCUGGUAUUCGUUAUGUCUUCGUCAACCUUGGCUCGGACCAUCCAGCCAUUAUGGAGUCCCUCGCCCACGGCGCUCAACUAAAAGGUGUCAACUUCCCCGAGGUCAUCACCUGCCCUCAUGAGAUGGUCGCCAUGUCUAUGGCUGACGGGUUUGCACGCUUAACAGGCAAGCCGCAAUGCGUUCUUGUGCAUGUUGAUGUCGGAACCCAGAACCUUGGCUGCGCUUUGCACAACGCCUCCGUAGGACGAUGCCCGGUUCUCAUCUUCGCUGGAUUAUCUCCCUUCACACAGGAAGGGGAGAUGCGCGGGUCACGAACGGAGUAUAUCCACUGGCUUCAAGACUCGCGUGAUCAGAAGCAGAUUGUGUCUCAAUACUGUCGGUUCACAGGUGAAUUUAAAACUGGUAAGAACAUCAAGCAAGUCCUCAAUCGAGCACUGCAGUUUGCUACAAGCGAUCCUAAGGGGCCGGUGUACCUUGUUGGUGCCCGGGAGGUGAUGGAAGAAGAGAUUCAGCCAUACCACCUCGAUCAGAAUGUUUGGGGUAGUGUUUCCCCGGCUGGGUUGCCUCCUAAUGCCCUCGAGACCAUUGUAUCGCUAUUGGCUGAAGCAGAGGAACCAUUGAUUAUUGUUGGAUGGACCGGAAGAAAUCAUGCAACGGUACCGGCCCUGGUACAACUCACGGAGUCCAUUCCAGGAGUCAAGGUGCUAGACGGCCUUGGAAGCGACGUUUGCUUCCCAUAUAGUCAUCGCGCUUUUCAGGGGGUCGCAAUUGGUCUCCACGAGGUUAUCCAAACAGCCGAUGCCAUUCUUGUUAUUGAUUGCGAUGUGCCUUGGAUCCUGACUCGGUGCAAGCCCCGUGCUGAUGCCAAAAUUAUCCAUAUCGACGUUGAUCCCUUAAAGGAGACCAUGCCACUGCACUACAUCAAUGCGUUCCGCCGGUAUCGUGCGGAUUCAGAAACAGCUCUCCAGCAACUCAAUGACUACAUCUCGACCCACGCUCAGUUCUCGUCCUUCCGAGAGGCUGAGCCCUACAGAAAACGUUGGGAGCAACUCGCCGAAAGCCAUCGGCUGCGACUAAAAACCCUCGCGAAAUUAGCGGAAGCUCCCUCGGACACUUCAAGCCCGCCAAGUGUCUCCUAUCUUUCCGCUCAGCUUCGCAAAACGUGCCCUCAAGAUACGAUAUGGUGUAUAGAAGCCGUUACCAACGGUCCGUUUAUCUACGAACAGCUGCAGAUUGACGAGCCAGGCCAUGUUUUCAACUGUGGGGGAGGUGGUCUCGGCUGGUCUGGGGGAGCAGCUCUAGGUGUCAAGCUUGCCUCAGACCACCUCGCUGGCGGUCCGGGCAAGGGCAAGUUUGUGACUCUGGUUGUGGGCGACGGGACCUACAUGUUUGGUGUCCCUGGGUCUGUCUACUGGAUUGCCAGAAGAUACGGGCUGCCCACCCUCACCAUCGUGCUCAGCAACAAAGGUUGGAACGCUCCUCGCAACUCGCUAAAUUUGGUGCAUCCUGAUGGGUACGGGUCAAAGCUGUCAAACGAAGGACUAAAUAUUUCAUUCUCACCUACGCCCGACUUCUCCGGAAUAGCCAAGGCAGCAUCUGGGGGCAGUGCUUGGAGUGGGGUGGCUUCUUCAGUUGAUGAUUUGCAUCGCUUAUUGCCGGAGGCGGUCCAAAGUGUCCAGAGCGGCGUCUCGGCUGUAGUCGAAGUGAGACUGAAGGGAUCAUGGGAGGAGGCUAAGCUGUAA
Messenger RNA from Clonostachys byssicola, 1788 nucleotides. The record is from the annotation of a GenBank genome assembly. NCBI's taxonomy places the organism in Eukaryota, Fungi, Ascomycota, Sordariomycetes, Hypocreales, Bionectriaceae.